Messenger RNA from Cuculus canorus (common cuckoo), 542 nucleotides. It is a transcript of the gene RNASEK, whose product is annotated as ribonuclease K. The transcript is spliced from 3 exons. The record is from RefSeq and is a predicted model, not a curated record. Lineage: Eukaryota; Metazoa; Chordata; Aves; Cuculiformes; Cuculidae. Gene Ontology annotation, molecular function: RNA endonuclease activity. Bases 82 to 378 code for a protein of 98 amino acids.
UCACGUGACACUGCCCCUCCCGGAAGUCAUGUGACACCGGGAGUACCCUGCCGCCGGUGCUCACGGUCGCUCCGCUCCGCUAUGGCCUCACUGCUGUGCUGCGGGCCCAAGAUGGCCGCCUGCGGGCUCGUCCUCAGCGCCUGGGGCGUCAUCAUGUUGGUCCUCUUGGGUAUCUUUUUCAACGUCCACUCCGCUGUCCUCAUCGAAGACGUCCCCUUUACCGAUGAAGACUUCAAGGACGGCCCCGAGCGGAUUUAUCGGCUUUACGAGCAGGUCAGCUACAACUGCUUCAUCGCUGCUGGGCUUUACGCCCUCCUGGGGGGCUUCUCCCUCUGCCAGGGGCGCCUCAACAAGCGCAAGGAGUACAUGGUCCGGUAGGGGCCCCCCAGAAUAAAAGGGGGGGCCCCUCCCAGAUGAAAAGGAACCCCUUAAAUUCAAAGGAAUCACACCCACAAAUCCAAGGGACCCCCCCCCCAAGGACCAUUUUGGCUCUCCCGGAGCGCCACAGGCCAGUACGGACCAAUAAAAAAACCUCCUUCCGA